This is a messenger RNA of Pseudo-nitzschia multistriata, 2246 nucleotides long. The record is from the annotation of a GenBank genome assembly. NCBI's taxonomy places the organism in Eukaryota, Bacillariophyta, Bacillariophyceae, Bacillariales, Bacillariaceae.
GCCAUGGCGGGGAAAAAAAUGGCAUUCCGCACCGAUGCCUACCGGUACGAUAACGAUGCCGAAGGGAGAAAGACAUGACAAUAAUAUUAUGCAAAAUAUUGCAUCUGUUUACGAUAGAACAAGACCUCAUUGAACGAAAGGGAGAAUCGUUGUAAAAUGAAGUUACCAACAACCAGGGCAGCCAUACAUGGCAUAGCUCUGCACUCGGUUGUUUUUGUCACAAUCUGUUACAACUUGCUAUGGCUGCUGAACUACGGUGCGAGGGACGCCGGAGAUGCCGACCAGAAACUGAGCGUCGAAUUAAGAAAGGACCGAGUGAGAUGGCCCGUGACGUCGAUUGAAGAGAGCCACCAUCGCGGUUCGCGGGGCCAAAACAUUGCCGUGGUUCACAUGGGGCCACAAAAAACGGGUUCAACGUCCAUCCAGUCAGCGUCUGCUUUGUAUGCGGAUCAACUCAAGGAAGACGGUUACGAAAUGCCGUGGCCGAAAUACCCCCGUAAGGAUGUGAUGCAUUACCCAAAUAUCGACCAAAACGUGGCUCGUUUCGCAACCUGUUUCUUGCCACCCCCAAAACGAGAAGAYCGGUAUGCUUGCAUCCAGGAAUUGCUGUUCUCCAGCGCUCAAAUUGCAGAGCGAGGGAACAAUCUUUURAUAUCUGCCGAGCACUUUGAUGGCAUAGACGCGACAGGUCUCGACGCCCUGUCGUCAUUUCUGUCGUACUGGGACUCARCGACCGUCAUCAUCUAUUACCGCCGCUUGUACGAUUGGAUUCAUUCGUUUUACAAUCAGCACGUGAAAUUUAGAACGUUCGACGAUUUCGGUCUGAGUGGACCGCGCUUGCGAAAGUGGGAAUUCACCUUUCACCAUUAUCUCRAAGAACAUUGGUUGGUCACUGUUCCGCCGGAGUAUAGCGCGUAUGUAAUCUCUAGGGUGAGGGAGCAAUACGGGCACGACGAUACCAAAAACAUCGUUGUCAUGGACUUUCACAACAAAGAAGUUGACAUAGCAGAGGCCUUCUUCUGCAACGCUAUACCAAACGCUACGCAUACGUGCAACGCCAUCCGCAAUGCGACAGCGCGUGCAAGACACAACCAAGGAGAGUUCCUUCACUACGGAGAUCUUGCCUAUGCAGCCCACAAGACCAACAUUAUGAACAUAACGUCCCACGAACACAUGAUGAAAGUCACGGAGAAGAUCAAGAUGCACUAUGAAAAUACACUCGGGCGGACCCGGAAGGAUUUCAAACAAAUCUGUCUCCCGGAGAAGCUUUCUUCGCUGUUAUGGAGCAAAACUGUGGRGUACGAGAAGCAAAUYUUCGGGGACGGAGCACAGGCACGUCUUGCGGAUCUGAMGUCCGAUUUCGAACGCCAGAGCGCUUCCGCCUUGUGUGUCGUGGACAUCAACGCAACAAUGCAGGAGGAAGAAUGGCUGUCAUUUUCGAAAACACUGCGAURAUAUGCAAUGGUCUUUCGACUUUGUCUUCUAUGCAAUGGGCCUAUAACUGCCUUUACAAUGUUCCAGCUGAAUUUUUCGAUCUUCCGAUAAAGAACAGAGCGAGUCUUCUAGCGUAGGAUCCGAAAGGAGUUGUAGCAACUAUCUGUGGAAGUGAUCGCAUCCGCGCGCUAAUUGACCUCAUACUGUUCAUCUCGACUAGACCUUCAUCUCGAGUAGACCCACCAAAUAUGGGUUCGUGUUGUACCAAGUACUAAGUAGAAUGAAGAACUAGAAUGCUGGUACUGAGAAUUUGAACAUUACUUCUUCAACCCCCCGGUUUGUUGAACAUUUUCUUUGACUGAUUUUUUUUCCUUUCUGCUUACGAGUCUGCCUGUGCAUGACAGAGGACGCGCAUACCAAGGCGAGACUGAUGAUACUACUACUAUUAAUGCUAUUAGUACUACGACAACUAAAGUACUAGUUCUUACUGCUAUUGAUGUUGAUGUCGCUUUUGCUGUUGCAGUAGUACUACUAUUAGUAGUACUAGUAUCUUCUUGCAGCAGCAGCAUUUCAUCAGAACGAUCCAUGAAAAGUACAAGAAAUAUAGUGCCUUACAGCAUCACCAACAAAUCUAUUCCUCUCAAGAAUUUCAAUUUCAACCACCAAAUCUUUUGUUCCUAGUACCGUACUAGUAGUAGCUAGUAUCAGAUACUCUGCAUUACGAGUGCGAGGUACGUAACAUACGAGUGGACCGUGCUAAACGUACAGUUCUCGUGCCGUUCCCGUUCUCCUAAUAAACAGUUUUCGUAAUU